This is a messenger RNA of Clunio marinus, 2139 nucleotides long. NCBI's taxonomy places the organism in Eukaryota, Metazoa, Arthropoda, Insecta, Diptera, Chironomidae. The record is from the annotation of a GenBank genome assembly.
AUUAAAUAUUCAAAGAUGAAAAAUUUCAUCAAUAAAUAUCGCGAUUGAACAAUUGACAAUUAUAAUUUUCAAAGCAGCAACAAAGUGAAGUUGUAAAAGUAUUAAAUUAAAAAAGACUUCGAAUGAACCAAAGACAAAUACUCGUUGGCCUUCCUUCUUGAAUGAAAAAGCAAAAAUCUAUAUACAUUGGUAUAGUUAAACGUAAUUAUUUUCAUAAGAUUUGCUGAAGUGAAUUCAAAGUGACAACCUAGAUUGAAUGUGCAUAAGCAUGUGGAUUUUAUUAGCGCUAUUCGCGAUGGACGUUGUUGCCAACGACAACUUACGCGUCGCUUAUCAAUGGAAGCAAAUUGACUUCGAAUAUCCAAACAUUGGCGAGCGUCAAGCGGCAAUAACAAACUCAACAUUUAUUUCGGAGAAUGUGGUUCCAGUUGGAUUGGAAGUUUAUAAGAAUCGAUUGUUCAUCACGCUACCGCGAUGGAAGAAGGGCGUCCCAGCAUCUCUCGCAUACAUCGACUUAAACGAUAAUUUUACGCAAUCACCAGCUUUGAAACCUUAUCCUAGUUGGUCAGCCCAUCGAGUUACAAAUGAUGAAGUCCCAGAAAUAAUUUCACCGUUUCGUGUCAGGGCCGACAAUUGUGGUCGACUUUGGGUUUUGGAUACAGGCGUUGAAAACAUAGCAAAUGAAGCGAAUGCAACAGUUUUAUCACCAACUCGGCUUCUCAUUUACGAUCUUCACAAUGAUAAUCUUUUGAGAAGCUACAAAUUCCCAGACGAUCAUAUAAAAGAUUCUUCGUUCUUUGUAAGUAUUGCAGUGGAAGAUGAAAAUUGUGACGACAGCUACGCGUACAGUGCCGACUUAGGAAAACCUGGUUUGGUUAUUUAUUCAUGGAAAUCGCAAUCUUCAUGGCGCAUGACUCAUAACUUCUUCCAUCCUGAUCCAACAGCCGGAAAUUUCAGCAUCAAUAACAUUACGUUCCAGUGGGAAGAUGGACUCUUUGGAUUGGCUUUAUCAAAACCUCAGCCUCCUGAUAAUCAUCCGACUCUUUACUUCCAUCCUUUUGUAUCAAUGGACGAGUUCCAAGUGUCAACAAAGUUCUUGAAAAAUGAAACUCUUGCCACAUCCAAUGAAAUUUAUAAAGAAUUUAAGAGAAUCGGUUCUCGUGGUCCCAACGGUCAAUCCAGUGUUGAAUUUCUUGACAAGAAAACUGGCGUCUUAUUCUACACUUUACCGAAUCUAAAUGCAAUUGCGUGUUGGAAAACAUCUAACAAAGAAUAUACUUUGAAAUCUCAAGGUCGAAUCUUCAUGGACCCUGUUCUGAUGGAAUUUCCGAACGAUGUAAAAGUUGAUGACCAGUCACGUCUUUGGGUUCUAUCAGAUCGCUUGCAAAAGUUUUUGUACUCGGAAUUGGAUUCAAAUGAAAUAAACUUCCGUAUUCUUACAGCGACAGUUCAAGAUGCCAUAAGUCAUACUGCAUGCGAUCCUAAAACUAAACGACUACCCGAUAUUAUUAAUAAGUUGAGUGAUCUUAUUAAAACAACAGCGAAGCCUUCAACCAAGUCGAAUGCUGAGAAGUUUUAUGCGAGUGGAUUAAUUGUUUUGUCUUCAAUUCUUAUGAGAACAGUUUUUUGAAGGCUUCAACUGUAAAUUCACAAAAUUAGAACUUUGUUUGUCACUCAAACAUUUAGUGCUUGUAAAUCUUCUUCAAUGUUUCUAUGGUUCAUAUCAAAAUGAUUAUGGAUAAGUAAAUGUAGAAAUAUUUAUUCAUUUGAUCAACCCUACUCAUUUCUGAUAAUAUUAAAUAAAAUUAAUAGCAAUUUUAGCUUCAAGCCUUUAGUAUGUGGUAAAAUAUUAUGACAAAAAUUAUCCCAACUUGAUCUAAUUUAAAGAGUAAAAUUUAAGCAUUUUAAUAGAAAAUUAGUUUAUGCAUAAAAUGCAACAAUAUUCAACAUCAACAUGAAGCUUAGUGAACGGCAGUGUUGCUUUUUUGAUUUUCUAACAAACAUCGAACAAGUAAAUUGACUUUUUUCUUAGAUUUUCUUGCUUUUCAACUGUUUUUAAAUAAGUUCUUAACGAAAAAAAUAAAUAAAAUAAAAGUAAUCAAAUUACAACAAUUAAAUAAAGAAUAAAAGAUUUGCCUU